Chaetomium globosum CBS 148.51 is the source of this 1902-nucleotide messenger RNA. RefSeq lists its product as uncharacterized. Gene Ontology annotation, biological process: protein ubiquitination. NCBI's taxonomy places the organism in Eukaryota, Fungi, Ascomycota, Sordariomycetes, Sordariales, Chaetomiaceae. The record is from RefSeq and is a predicted model, not a curated record. The transcript is spliced from 2 exons. Gene Ontology annotation, molecular function: ubiquitin protein ligase activity. Bases 1 to 1902 code for a protein of 633 amino acids.
AUGGCGUCCUCUGCUCGGGCUUCCCGCCCCCCCGAAGGCGAAAAUUCGGAGGUGCUAUUCUGUCACGCCUGUCGGAACGAAUGGUAUCGACUCAACGAGUCUUUGAGUUGUCCUCGAUGCCAGAGCUCGUUCACCGAGAUUAUAGAUGAUUCCAACGAUCCGGAGGACGGUAUACGGAUUACAGGGUUCCCCUAUUUUACAGGCCUUACCGCUGCCCCCUCUCCAAGAGAAAACCCAUACGGCAAUUCGGCACAGCCGAACGAAGCCCAGUCUGCUUUUGGCGGCACUCGCCCCGAGCCGCGUUUCGGUGCGCAAAAUGACGGUGGCCAAACCAGCGACAGCGAACCCGCCCUUAGACGUUUUGACGGUGGCCAAAUCAACGACAGCGAAGCCGUCCUUAGGCGUUUUACAGAUAUGUUAUUCAAUGACUUCGGGGCUGGGAGAGCUGUGCGCUGGAACCCCGGGUCGGACGACCUAUUCCCGGCGGAAGAGAACCUGUUCCGGCCAGGGAGCAGGGUACAACAUACCACCGUGCGGACGGGCCCGUUCGGCGCGCGCACAAGCGUCACUGUCACAAGCAGAACCAUAGGUGGAGGCGGCCCCGAUCAGUCGCCGCUCAACGCGGGCACGUACGUCAUCCCUAUGGGCGACCACCCUCAUCCUGGCGGGCGGCGGAUACGCGCAAUCACCAUCAUCAACAACCGUGUAACUGACGCUAAUGAGCCGCUUAGAUUGUUCGACCAGCUCUUUGGCAACCCCUGGGGCGUAGCAGGUCCGGAGGACGCGGCCCGGCGGGAGCGCGGUGCAGUAGACCCGGCCUUCCCCCUGUUGGGCGGACUUCAGCAGCUUCUGAACACCUUGUACAACCCUGCAUCGGCAGUACGUGGUGACGCAGUCUUUACGCAGGAAGCACUGGACCGCAUCGUCACUCAGCUCAUGGAGGCGUCGCCUCAGACUAACGCAGCACCUCCUGCAACGCAAGCAGCCAUCGAAAAGCUGGAGAAAAAACAGGUAGACGACGCGAUGCUUGGAGCAGAGGGCAAGGCCGAGUGCACCAUCUGCAUCGACGAGAUCAAGAAGGGCGACGAAGUGUCAGUGCUCCCGUGUAAGCACUGGUACCACGGCGAUUGCGUCAUCCUUUGGCUCAAGGAGCACAACACGUGUCCCAUCUGCCGGAUGUCCAUCGAGAACCCGGGGGGCGGUGAAAAUAAUAGCAACAACAAUGGAAACAGCGGUAGCGGUAGCGGCGGCGGCAGCAGCAGCAGUAACAGGGAUGACGGUAACCGAGCGUCGCCUGCCGACCCUUCUGUAUCGAUGUCCUCAUCAGGCUGGACCUUUGGCAUCCCACCGCCAGUCUCCCCAGGCCCAAGCACCUUUUCCGCCUCCACUCGCCCCACCUUCGGGAGAAUUGGGAGCAGCAACCGGUUCCGCAGCGCUCGUGAGAACAUGGAACGGCUGGACUCGAUCCGUAAUCUGGCGACCGGCGUGGAACAGCCAUCAUCAUGGUCGAACUUCCAGCGGCAGAGUCCCCACUCGCCCCCGGGUGCCUGGCCGACGAUGUCGGACGCGGAGGAUACGAGCCAGGUAAGGGCUAGGAGCCCGUCGGCUCCGAGGGAGAGGGACACAGAGAGAGAGGGUGAUGAUGGCGUGGGACACGAUACGAGUGGCCGUGUACGCCCGGCCAGGAUGAAUAGUGUCGGGACGCAGGGCGGAAUGAGUUGGACCAGUGGACGGCGGUUGUCACAAACUGUUCGACAGUCCCAGUCCCAGUCCCAGUCCCAGUCCCAAUCGCAGCCGCAACAACAGGCCCCGCAGCAGUCACCACACCAGCCCCAACCCCAGGGCGGUUCGGGGAAUGGGCCGCUUGGGUGGUUCAGGCACUUUGGGCGAAGGAGCGGCUAA